UAUUAGCACUUCCGAGCGGUACACUGUUGUACGAAUACAGAGCCAGAAUUGUUGAUAGGCUGCUUGGUAUGAGAACACACGUCCGGGACAGGCAUUGAUAAAACGGGAGAUAUGCGCCUCAACAGCUCUUGCACAGACUCAGCAGAAUUAAGGAUCACUGCCAUGAAGACCAGACUCGGAUGUUUUUCCCGCAAGUCUGACUCCUACAGUGACUUCUCCGAGUUCCUGCCUCCAGCCCAUGAAACCACUGCCAGAUGUGUGAAAUUGUCGACAGAAGAGGUCGUUCAAUGGUCCCAUUCCUUUGACCAAGUUGUUUCUCACAAAUAUGGCCUAGCUGCCUUUCGGACAUUUCUGAAAACCGAGUUUAGUGACGAGAACAUCGAGUUCUGGAUGGCCUGCGAAGACUACAAAAAAAUCAAGAAUUCUACCAAACUUACAUCAAAAGGAAAUAAGAUCUUCAAGGAAUUCAUUGAUGUUCAGGCACCAAGAGAGGUAAACAUUGACUAUUGCACCAGGGUGGAGACCAAACAGAGCCUGGAGGAUCCCUCGCCGAGCAACCUAAAUGAGGCUCAAGCCAAAAUAUAUAGUCUCAUGGAAAAAGACUCCUACCCACGAUUCCUCAGAUCAAAGAUGUACCUGGAUAUUGUCAAAAGAACACACGCCCACAGCCAACGGAGAUCUGUUUGAUCCGAAUGAAAGACAAGUUCAACGGACAUCAACGUUGCAUCUAUAUGUUUAAUAUUUAAUGCUCAGAUUUGUAUUUAAUUGAAUCUGCAAACUUGUGACAUGCAUGACUACACCACUUUGUCUGCACCAGUUCCAAAAGUGAAAUAGCUAAGUUGUAUUACUCAGUUUUUUUGUAAGGUCAUUCUCAACCGAAGAGCUGUCAUCUGCUAAACAUUACCUCAACAAAAAUAACAAGUACAAGAAUACAACCAUCAGUAACUUUGUAUAAUGAACCUAUUAUAGAUGCUCUAGUGUAUUGUAGAUCCAACAUUGUAAUGAAAUGAUAACAUAAUAAAUAAUAAAAUAAA
This is a messenger RNA of Entelurus aequoreus (snake pipefish), 1034 nucleotides long. RefSeq names its product regulator of G protein signaling 8 (gene rgs8). Bases 112 to 687 code for a protein of 191 amino acids. The record is from RefSeq and is a predicted model, not a curated record. The transcript is spliced from 5 exons. Lineage: Eukaryota; Metazoa; Chordata; Actinopteri; Syngnathiformes; Syngnathidae.